CUCCCCUUCUCACCGUCCAUCAAGCCCAAAUGGCCGCUUCCUUCAAGGCAAUCUUAGCCCUCUCCAUGCUAAUUUCCCCCUGCCUCUCUUCUGCUGCCCAAAGUUGUUCAAGCUACACCUUUUCCAGCAACAAAGUUUUCAGCUCCUGCACUGAACUCCCACACUUGGGAGCCUCCCUCUACUACAACCACACUGCCCCUACUGACACCAUCAGCAUUGCCUUCAAGGCCCCGCAAACCUCCACAGGAUGGGUUGCAUGGGGCCUGAACCCAGCCGGCACAAAGAUGGUCGGCUCGCAGGCCAUUGUUGCGUUUUUCCAUUCCAAUGGGAGCAUGGUGGCCUAUCCAACGCAGCUUGAUAGCUAUGCUCCAUCAAUGGCUCCAGGGGCACCGAGCUUCCCGGUGUCCGACCUGUCGACCGAGUACGUUAACAAGGAGAUGAUCAUCUUUGCAACUCUGGGGCUGGUGGGUGGAGGAUCCAAGUUCAGCCAUGUGUGGCAGGAGGGCAGCACCGUCCUGAAUGAUGUCCCCAAGGCUCACUCCACCACUGGGGAGAACAUUCAGUCCCUAGGGACUAUUGAUUUCCAGUAGCAUCACAGGAUGCCAAUCUGGAAAUGAUGUAGCUUUGCAGUGCUGGGUGUUUGCCCAUUUGGUGCACUCCUAUCACUUGUUUGUACCUUCAUAUAUGGUAACUUAGAAUUUUAUCCAGAAGUUCUUGUAAUCGUUGAGAAA
This is a messenger RNA of Phoenix dactylifera (date palm), 731 nucleotides long. The record is from RefSeq and is a predicted model, not a curated record. NCBI's taxonomy places the organism in Eukaryota, Viridiplantae, Streptophyta, Magnoliopsida, Arecales, Arecaceae.